AUGUCUGCAGAUUUCUGGGCGAGCUAUGUCUCUGGAGGGCUGGGGAUACUGAUUGGCAAUCGUCUGGACGUCUUGAAAGUCAACGCCCAGACGGCCAACGGAAGCACAGCACCAGCCCGUAUUCAAGAGCCAGCGCUCGGUGUGCAGAAAUUUACAGCUCUGUUCAGAGGAGCAGCAGCUCCAAUCCUUGGCUAUGGAGCUCUCAACUCAAUUCUUUUCCUAUCUUUCAAUAGAUCUUUAAAGGUGAUGGAUCCGAGCAUAUUUGACUACACCAAGCUCGCUGGGGUGGAUUUGGGCAAAAUUUGGGUUGCAGGUGCCCUUGGUGGACUGGCAACAUUUGUGAUUUCAGCACCAUCGGAACUGGUGAAGUGUCGAGCGCAAUUGAUGAUUGAUGGGCAGGGAUCUUCUUACGCUGUGUUUAAGGAUGUGUGGAAGCAUCAAGGGAUCCGUGGACUUUACUACGGAGGUCUGAUUACGAGCAUUCGCGAUGGGUUCGGGUACGGUUGGUAUUUUUGGUCCUAUGAACUUAGCAAACGUUUGCUACUUUCUAGGGGAGCGGAUCCCUUCGCUCCUCCUACCACCUCAGAUGUCCUGAUUAGUGGCGGGAUCGCAGGUGUGGUGACUUGGAUGUCGAUUUACCCGCUGGAUGUGAUAAAGACCCGUCUUCAGACUCAACCUUCUGGAAAUCCAGAGCAACAAGGCCUCCUCCGGACCAAUAGUGACAGCCUGACGCCGAAAAGUGCGAAGACUUCCCUUGUCGUGGCCCGAGAAAUCUGGCAAGAUUCGGGAGUUCGAGGCUUUUACCGUGGCAUUGGAGUGUGUAGCUUAAGGGCGUUCGUUGUGAAUGCUGUACAGUGGUAUGCUUAUGAAAAGAUCAUGGCGUUCUUCAGUAGUCCAAGUUGA
Messenger RNA from Exophiala bonariae, 903 nucleotides. RefSeq lists its product as uncharacterized. Gene Ontology annotation, molecular function: transmembrane transporter activity. The record is from RefSeq and is a predicted model, not a curated record. The transcript is spliced from 2 exons. Bases 1 to 903 code for a protein of 300 amino acids. Gene Ontology annotation, biological process: transport. Lineage: Eukaryota; Fungi; Ascomycota; Eurotiomycetes; Chaetothyriales; Herpotrichiellaceae.